Sesamum indicum (sesame) is the source of this 2316-nucleotide messenger RNA. It is a transcript of the gene NADK1, whose product is annotated as NAD kinase 1. Gene Ontology annotation, molecular function: NAD+ kinase activity. NCBI's taxonomy places the organism in Eukaryota, Viridiplantae, Streptophyta, Magnoliopsida, Lamiales, Pedaliaceae. Gene Ontology annotation, biological process: NAD+ metabolic process; NADP+ biosynthetic process. The record is from RefSeq and is a predicted model, not a curated record.
UCUCUAGUCUCAAGUCUCCGCCUUCUGCAGUCGUCCAUGACUUCCCACGCGUCCGGGGCUGCGGGUCCCACCAUUCCGCCCCCUCCCUCCUCCUCCCUUUCUCUCUCUACAAGAAAACAACUCCACCGAACCACUUCCUACCAUGCGUUUUCCAUGUCUUUAACUCCUCAUCCCAAUCAAUCUUUUGUCUGAAUAUUCUAUUGUUUUCUAUGUGUAUGUGAUAAAUGGGGUGGAGUUCAAUUUCUUUGUCCAACUCCCAUUUCCUCCCUCUUCUCGUUGCCAAUUCUUGACCAGACCUUCAUCUUUUUCUUUCUUUCUCCCUCUCUCUCUCUCUCUCACACACACGCACAUUGACAGAAGGCGGGUGUGAUUUUGUGUGUGUUGUUUAUAUACGUGGAUAUAUAUAUGUAUAAGAGAGAGAGCCCCAUGUCUCCGAGCAACCCCACCUCCGCCAAUGUUAAUGCUAGCAUGUCACCAGCAGAGAAUGGGUGUGUUGAUUCUUUCUCUGUGUUGAACUCUGAACAAGCAGUCCAGGAACUUAUUCAAGACUCUCUUCUCCACGGAAUCGAUGAUCAUCUGAUCGAGUUCUCUGAGGCUUUGAGAACUGUAGCAAAGGCCCUAAGAAGAGUCACUGAAGGUAAAGCUUCUGCUCAAGCUGAGGCCGCUGAAUGGAAACGUAAAUAUGAACUGGAGAGGGCACGUAAUUUGCAGUUCGAGCAAAAAGUGCUAUCUUUAGGAGGGCACUUCAGUGAAAUAACUGAUGAGAGAGCUGGAAACUUGGAAGACCAAACUGUGCUGUCAGAUGCAAAUAGUGAUCAAUGUGAGUUGUGCAGUGGGAAAGAUGAUAUCUGCGCUCAUGAGGUUCUCCGGGAUGGUGAAUCUGAUUCUGAUUCCUCUGCCAUUCCUAAUAAGAUGAUGAGGAAGGCAUCAUUUAAGCUAUCAUGGUGCUGCAAGGGUGACAAAAGUGAUCGCCACAAACAUGAUAUUGUGUCUUUUGAGAAGGGGAAUAUAACAACUGCAGAGCGCAGCAGUAAACAGAUUUCUUUGAAGUGGGAAUCACCUCCGCAGACUGUGCUUAUAUUGACCAAGCCGAAUUCUACUUCAGUCAGAAUUCUGUGUCUCGAAAUGGUCAGAUGGUUGAAAGAGCAGAAAAAAUUAAAUAUAUUUGUGGAGCAACGAGUGAAGACUGAGCUUUUGACAGAAUCCUCAUACUAUAGCUUUGUACAAACCUGGCUAGAUGACAAGGAGUUGCUGCUCCUGCAUACGAAGGUUGACCUCAUUGUAACUCUAGGUGGAGAUGGAACUGUCCUUUGGGCUGCAUCUAUGUUCAAAGGUCCGGUUCCUCCGAUCGUGCCGUUCUCUUUAGGUUCUCUUGGUUUCAUGACCCCAUUUUACAGCGAACACUAUCGUGAGUGUCUUAAUUCAAUCCUUCGUGGUCCUAUAAGUAUCACGUUAAGGCAUCGCCUGCAGUGUCAUAUCAUCCGAGAUGAAGCUAAAAGUGAAUAUGAGAAUGAAGGUCCCAUGCUUGUGCUGAAUGAGGUAACAAUCGACCGUGGAAUUUCAUCAUUCCUCACAAAUCUGGAAUGCUAUUGUGACAACUCGUUUGUCACUUGCGUUCAAGGGGAUGGUCUGAUAUUGUCUACGACUUCUGGGAGCACAGCAUAUUCCCUUGCUGCCGGAGGAUCAAUGGUCCAUCCUCAGGUCCCUGGAAUCCUCUUUACACCAAUCUGUCCCCACUCUCUGUCCUUCCGGCCUCUGAUAUUGCCCGAGCACGUGACACUUAGAGUGGUGGUACCAUUCAAUAGCCGAAGCCAAGCAUGGGUGUCGUUUGACGGCAAGGGCAGAAAACAGUUGGCCCCUGGAGAUGCACUGGUUUGCAGCAUGGCCCCUUGGCCUGUUCCCACUGCGUGUCAACUUGAUUCAACCAGUGAUUUUCUAAGAAGCAUCCACGACGGUCUUCACUGGAAUUUGAGGAAGACUCAGUCCUUUGACGGCCCUCGUGAUUCUUAACUACAUUCAUGAUUUAAAGCCUGAGAUUAGAUGAAGAAAUCCACUUAAUAUUGCAGUUUUAGAAAAUGCCAACUCAUACAGGCGUCUUAUACUAGGAGUUGAAGUGUAUGUAGCUGUUUGUAUUCUUAUACCCCUCGUAAGGAUAAUAUACAUGCUGUGCACAGCUGAAUAGGACAAUGUCUAUGCCUGUAAUUGACUUGGUAAUCAGGCAUUGCAUGCAAUAGGAGGAUUACAUAUUGUAACGGACGAAAAUUGGAACGAAGCAAUGCUACGCCUCCAAAAAAUAAUAAAGCUAAAUAUUUGAUA